Molecule: messenger RNA, 2343 nt
Organism: Talaromyces proteolyticus
Lineage: Eukaryota; Fungi; Ascomycota; Eurotiomycetes; Eurotiales; Trichocomaceae
Product: putative PHD finger domain protein
Exons: 3
Coding region: 1-2343 (780 amino acids)
Biological process (GO): regulation of transcription by RNA polymerase II
Cellular component (GO): Rpd3S complex
Source: RefSeq, a predicted model, not a curated record
AUGGCCCCAAAUUUACGCUCUAGUUCUCGAGCAACACCGCAUAAUUCCCGUCCUUCUACCCCGAUAGCAUCUCAUUCGGCUUCAGAAUUUUUCGACUCUUCGAGACCUCGCAAGCAACGCCGCACCGGGCGACACUCGCGCAUCGGCGUCGAAAUCCUGGACACUUCCCGUGAGAAUACAGCAGAACCCCAACCACUGGGACAGUUAAGCAGUCACAAAACAAACGUGGAUCAAAAACUGUACUCUCGACAUCUUGAUGCCGAAAUGUCAGUGAACGGGAAGUUGUCAAUCGAUCAGUUGAUCGCGAACUCCAACUGGGAUGAGCCUACGUUGAGAGAAUCGCAGCCGAGUUACAAAGACUACACCUGGUCAAAUGCCUGGUACGGUCAAAAUGCUGCUCUUUCGUCUAUGCGACCUUUAGGACAUCUACCUUCAGCGGCGGACAAGCGUAAAGCUGGGAUCAAAGUGCCGAAACAGAUCAAAGAGGCCAAAGAGCAUAGAAAGGUGGCGAAGAAAGAUGCCAGUCAAGAAAAUCUCAUAUCUGAAAGCAACACGCCUGUCGCCACAUCUGACCCUGCGUCACUCCCGACUUUCACCUCGACUGAAUAUGACGUGGAGAAGCUCCGGUCUGUAGUGCAAGUCGCCCUUCGCGUCGCAGAGGAGGCUGGCAAUCGAGCCGUGUCACAAGGACUUCGACGGCUGUGGGAUCAAGGCUCCACCGAUCCUUUUGCUCUUUCCAUUCUAGAUAGUGUGAUGAGGAAGAACCCCGAUUCAGAUCAGAAGGCCGUAUUCAAGACGGUUAUGCGAGACGCCUAUAAACGAAGCAAUCCGGCUGAUAGCGCUGUUGCUCCAGAACCUGUCAGUCGCUCGCUUUCGACAACCAGCGUCAGUUCUUUGUCCUCGACCAAAUCCACAGGUCCAAAACCAAUGGGAACGCCCACGACCGGAACGGCUCCUCUGACUAGGGGCAGGAAGAGAGGCCGCGACUCGGAAUUGCUGCUCGUUUCAUCUUCAAUGGUAGACGAGGCUGCCCCGCAGAGUGUUCAUGUAGGGGAAGUUUUGGAUCACGAAGAACAAGAAGAUCUGGCGUCGAUAGCUAAACGCACUCGUCGCGACAAUUUUCCAAUCGUCGCAAGGGAAAAAAGCUCGAUGGAUUCAUCGUUCGACGAGUCUGAGCCUGAGGUUCCGGAUGAGAAUACCUCUAGCGAACGUGCUGCUGCACGCGAUGGUUCCCAAGAGAACAGGGAUUAUUGCCAUCAAUGUCAAACUAGUGGAUCGCUACUAUGCUGUGAUGGCUCCGCCGUUGGAUCCUGCAAACCCCCCGAAGGACAAUGGUUCUGCCCGACGUGCGAGGUGCGCCUUUCAUUUAAAUCCCUUGUUAAGAACCUUGGACAGUCAGAGCAAGAAUUCCAGCUUCCUCACAGCAUCCGCCAUUACUACCAGGGCGUGCAAUCUGGUAAAGGAGGUGUGUACCAGCAAGUUGCAACCAACUUGAGAAGUGGACCUCACGGCCGGGGUAGACGAGAGGGAAGGGCCGAGCAAGAAUACCUAACCCGGCAGUUUGAUGCAAAGGGGAAGCUCAUUGUCUGUAUCGCGUGUGGUUUAACAUCCAAUGGGACUCGUCCGAUGAUACAAUGUGACUAUUGCCCAUGUUGGUGGCAUAUUGAUUGCACAGAUCCUCCUUUGCCUGGACCUCCAAAACAACUACACCCUAGUGACAAGACUUACCACAACUGGAUGUGUCCUAAUCAUAUUGAUCACGAACUCUACGUUGUUCACACUGAGAAUGGGUCUUAUGCGGGCAAAUCUCGAAUUCGACGGCCUAGGAACCCUCGCGUGAUUGACAUCGAUAUUUUACCGGAGGAUUCAGAAGUCGAAGAGCUACAAGAAACGGAAUCUCAAGGAAUUGUUUAUCGGGUUUCAGAACAGGGAGUGAAACUCAACUUCAUCGAGCGGGUUAAGCGAGAGAAUCUUGAUUUUGAUAUUUGCGUUGCUGGUGCUGAACGAUAUCGAAAGUACGCUUCUAAGAAAUUGGAUGAAUUGGUAGAGCGAGCAGCCGAAUUUUACCAAUCUGCCGCGCCACAAAUUUUAUCAAAUACCGAAGCUGAAGCAUCGAUAUUGGGCUCGCGUUCUCCAGCCGACCGCGAAGCUAUCGCCAACCUCGUCUCUUUCGCAACACAAGACCGUGAUAUCCCAAAAAUCCCAUCGGAUCGAGUCACCCCCCUGAUUGAUGCACUGCUUGCCUCUUCUGAAGAAGGUGCUCCACAUGCUCCAACCGAGCUGGAAUCACUUCAAGCGCUCCAGGAGCUGAUUAGUCGCCGUAUCGGAACACUACAGAAAUAA